Messenger RNA from Ananas comosus (pineapple), 2214 nucleotides. RefSeq names its product ribosomal protein S2, mitochondrial-like. Lineage: Eukaryota; Viridiplantae; Streptophyta; Magnoliopsida; Poales; Bromeliaceae. The transcript is spliced from 3 exons. The record is from RefSeq and is a predicted model, not a curated record. Gene Ontology annotation, cellular component: ribosome; mitochondrial small ribosomal subunit. Gene Ontology annotation, biological process: translation. Bases 1 to 702 code for a protein of 233 amino acids. Gene Ontology annotation, molecular function: structural constituent of ribosome.
AUGUCCUUUCUCCCGCCGAUUGAGCUCUGCCUGCCAUCUCAGCUUCUAGACUUGGAAUUGUUUCCUCAACCGGCUAACUAUGACUCUAUCCACGAUGCUACAGUUUUCUAUCCGACCUCUGCAGGCGAUGGAUCUCACUCAUCGGAAUCAGGAUCUCGUUACCGAGGAUCUCCCAUUCGUCAAAAAGGCCGUUCCUUCUUUUUAAAGACCAAUCAUGUAUUUCUAUAUGAGAUAAUGGAAGAAAUGGCGAGCUGUAUCAAUGAUUCUCAAUGGAGGAUCGGGGCUUUUUUGACCAAUUCUUGUUCAAGUCCGAAAAAAAUCCGUUCGAGAAAGAAGAAGAUCAAUUUAGGGUUGAACCAAGAACCUGAUUGUGUGGUUAUUCUGGAUGCAGAUAGAAAGUCUUCGGUCAUACUGGAAGCUGAUCGAUCACAAAUACCUAUUGCAUCCUUAGUUGAUUCUACGAUCCCAUUGGGAUCCUUUAAAAGAAUCACUUAUCCCAUUCCAGCGAAUGAUCCUAUACAGUUCGUAUAUCUAUUUCGUCAUUCGAUCACGAAAACAGUGAUUCUUGAACGGGGAAGAAUCGUUGCGAUGAAGGAGAAGAAGGAACUCAUCGAUCGACCUUUUCCAAGAAGAAUUGGUUUUAGUCGAUCGGUCGAGUGGUCACCAGCUAGUGAGACCAGUUUAUGGAUUGAACAAGAAUAGUACGACUUCGGGCUGGGCUGGAUGGAACAAGUGCGAACAAUCUUCGUACACAGCAGCCAACGUAACGUCCCGGGGCGGGGCGCUCUGACGAUGCAGAGAGCAAACAAAGGCGAGUUUUAAAUUUGCAUUUGUAGUCUUGUUGCACGGUAGAAGAAAUUCCAUCGUCGCCUUAUCUGAAGACGUAAGGCGAGGCCCUGUUUUUGCAAUGGAAGAGGAGAAAGGGGAGUGUAGCGGGCGGGGAGAGGCGGGACAAGGAGAAUCGAUCGUUAAUGGUGGUGAAGCAGAAGGAGGGCCUUCCUGGAGGUCACAUUCCGGGUAAGCAGGGUCGCAGGGACAGACAUAAAGCAGCAUGUGAAGCUAAAUUCCAUAGGGGGGAAGUGGGGGAGGGGACGGACCCGCUCGGAAGGACGGACCGGUAACCUGCAUCCGAUGAUAAGCCGGGAGGCAAGGGACGUGUUACGUAGUCCACGUCCGCUCCUCGGAAUAAGGGAUUCCCGGAGAUAUAGAUAAGGAUGAAAGACUGACUUCUAUCAAUGUCCGUCCCGUCGAUUCCCAUGAUCCCUGAUUCGGGUGGAGAAAUCCACGUGCCGCAGGUAGUGCUUCGGAAGGGAAAGAAAAAAAGACAAUUACGCAUGCUAUCGACUGAAUCGAAGGUGCUUGUUCUCGGGGAGAGAGAGGGAGAGGGGGGAGCUAAUAACCCCAUUCAAUGCUUAGCAAUACAUGACAUUUCCACGCACGGGGGACAUUGCCACGAGCGGAACAUUGAAUCUCGUAUCUGGUACUCCUACGCUCCAUUUCAUGGCGGGGAAGGCCGCCAUCGCAUUCAGCAAUCUUUCUUUGUACCAUACCCCACGGACAACUCACUUGUAUCUCCUCCCCAGCCAGUUAUGGAGGGGUUAGUAGGAAUGGAAGGGUAGAACACCCCAUUCGAAACGGACGGACGGAAUUUUCUACCCUUUCAUCCGUCUGCCCUUUCUGAAUCAACUACCUCGAUCGGGAGGGACAAAAACCCUUCCUGACACUGCAUCUUACCUCUCGUUCGCUAUUGACCGACUGGCGGCAUCCCACCGAUGAUGGGCAUUAUCUGAUUCAAUCGGAAGCAGUUAUUCUACAAUGCUGAGAUCCCUGCUCCAUAGGUGCGAGGUGGCGAUAGAAGGCAGAGAUGGAGAAUCGGGCGAGUGCUUUUCAUCUCUCGGGGAGGGCUGGCCGAAUAUUGAUUCUGAAAUGAAAUUGAUAAACAGCGAGAGGUGGGGAUAGAACUAUGGAGAGGGGAGCUUUUUCUCGACGAUAGUGCACUAGGGAAACCAUGGAGCGUCAAUAGCGAAUAGGUAGGUCCAAUGAGUAGGUCGUUAUGCAUCAGGUUAGUAGGUCGACUUGACCACCGAUCGUGGAUGAUGACUAGAAGGACCGGAUUGACCUUUUUCAGAUCCUUUCCUUUUGUUGUUGUUCCAGUGGUAUAGAGUUCGGGAAGAAUAGAAGGUCAAGGACGGGAAGGAUAGGCCGUGGAGGUGA